AAUUCGCACGGACGGCUGGAGCGUCAGCUGCUGCUGUUUCUCAUGGGAAGCCUUGUGUGCCUUGUACCCCCCUGGCCCGGGGGUGCAGUUGCCGUGCGACUGCACCCAAAUGAUGCCUUCAACCUGGCAUGGCUGGCCAGCGAGUGGGGCAACUUCAGUGGCAGUGACACAUGGCUGUGGCAGUAUGCGGACUGCAGGGCAAUGGAGGGCAUCAGAUGUGACAGGGAUGGAUUCGUCAUCGCCAUAGAGCUGGGUUCGAAGAAUCUUCAAGCACCUAUACCUGCCAUGAUCAGCCGCUUUCAACGUCUCAGAUACCUCACGCUUCUCUUCUCCCAACUCGCAGGGCCCAUCCCCAACACCCUCUGCGACUUGACAUCUCUCCAGACUCUAAACCUUGGGGGCAACUCUGUAUCGGGCAGUCUCCCAGAAAGCUUCAGUCGUUUGGUCAGCUUGGAAUACCUCGUGCUUGGUGUGAAUCAGAUGUCAGGGCCCAUAGACCUGCUAUCCAGCCUUGUACGCUUGACGCAUCUAAAUCUUCGCCAGAAUCUCUUCAGUGGCUCUCUUCCUGAGCUUGGUGGUUCCACCAACCUCACCACCUUGAAUUGUCUGAACAACAUGCUCUCUGGAAGCAUCCCUUCGUCGUUGGGUAACCUGUCAUUGCUUCAGCAGAUGGCUCUAGGUCACAACCAACUGAGUGGGACCAUCCCCGACUCUCUUAGUCAACUGCACAGUCUCACAUACCUCAACCUCGCAGCAAACCAGCUGAAUGGAUCAAUUCCUGACUCACUUUCAGCCCUCGUUGCUCUGACGAACCUACUGUUGACGGACAACCUUCUGAGCGGCUCCAUUCCAAAAUCGCUGGCAUCACUGCAACAGCUCAGAGGCAUAAUGCUCUUCAGAAAUCAGCUGUCGGGAAGCAUACCUGCUGCUCUGGGCGAUCUCCUACAGCUGGAAUACCUGUCUCUAUCAUACAAUCCAAUGUCUGGGUUCAUACCAACAGCCAUUGGGAAGCUCACAAACUUGAUUGUCUUGGACCUUGCUGCAGUCCAGCUGUAUGGAACCGUUCCAACCACCCUCUCCAACCUAUCCAAGCUUCAGUACUUUCUGCUGACAUAUAACCAGCUCUCAGGACCGAUUGAGCCUAUCACACGAACUAUGAAGAACCUCAAGAUGCUGUACCUCUCUUCCAACCAGUUCACAGGCCGUCUACCCAGCCCCGGGUAUUCAACCACCGAGACGUACAAAGUGAACAACAAUUUCUUCUCCCACGGGGAGGUGAAGUUCCGGAACUGCUCGGCUGUCACAUGGACCAUCGAUGCGAACUGCCUUGCUGCCAAUAUGAGCGUCUGCAGCCGUGCGUCCACCCAGAGGCCCGCUCCUAUGUGUGCUGCUUUCUGUGGGCUGGAAGCUGGUUCCACUGCCCCUGUGUGUGGGGGGCAUGGCUACUGCUCUGUGGAUGAGUUCACUGCAGCAGGGGAGUGUGUGUGCGACCCCAACUAUAUGCUCAACAGCAGCAACACCAACUCCUGUGUGCCUGGAGCUGUGGGAGCAUCGCUGGCAUCAGACUCGGCCUAUUUGUCGCUGCAGGGUUCUGCCGCUGUGCUGUCCAACGGCUCCAUUCUUCUCACAGGAGGGGCGCCCAACCAGCAGGGAGCAGCGUUUGCCUCUCCCGCUCUGCGCCUCUUCUACUUCCCCAACAAGCGCCCCCUCUGCGGAAUUGAGCUCGCAUUCACCGCGGCAUUCAGCUUUGCCAUGCGUUUACCGGGCCAGGGGGCGGGUGGGGAGGGCCUUGCGUUUGUGGUGGCAGCAGCUGCUGCUGGCAAGGGGGCGAGUGUGGGGCUGGGAGGGGUGGGGAAGCGGAGUGUGGCGGUGGAGUUUGACUCGGUGCUGAGUGUGAAGCACAGCGACCCCAACGACAACCACGUGGGCGUCAAUGUGGGCGGCUCACCUGUGUCCCUCGCCUCUGCCACGGCCCCUCUCAUCCUCAACGACGCCCACACCAAGCACGCCUGGAUCCACUACGACCCCACCAGCGGCGGCACCCUCCGAGUCUUCCUCUCCUCUGACCCCCACCAGCCCCCCACCCCAACCCUCACAGCAAGCGUGUCUCUCUGCUCCGUGCUCAAGCCCACUGCAUCCGACUCUCUCUUCCUCUUCGGCUUCGUCGCCCUCUCAGGCAGCCAGCCCCAGAGGCACACCAUCCUGACCUGGCAGUUCACCACAGAGUAA
Closterium sp. Yama58-4 is the source of this 2229-nucleotide messenger RNA. NCBI's taxonomy places the organism in Eukaryota, Viridiplantae, Streptophyta, Zygnematophyceae, Desmidiales, Closteriaceae. The record is from the annotation of a GenBank genome assembly.